CUGUCAACUAUUUAGAUAACUAGAGGGAUGGAGGGUGACUGGCGGCAUGGUCAAAACACACGGAGGAGGAUGGGCUCGGAAAUGGAGCGCUUCUCAGCUGCCCGUAGUGGAGGUAUCUGUAGACGGUUCAUAAAUGGCUCUUGCAGAUUGGGACCAAGGUGUAAUUAUCGACAUGAAUGGCCAGUUAUAUCGUCAUCCCAAAUAUGUAGAUACUAUCAGAAAGGCGGAUGCUGGUAUGGUGAUCGCUGCAGGUAUCUCCAUAUCCUUCAGCCUGAAGGUGAUGCAGCUGUUGCUGGCAGAAGAGCUUCAAUGCCUUCAGUUUCCUCUUCCAGGGUGGCCACUGCUCCACCAGGCAGAAGAGGGUCAGUGCCUGGUCUCAUGCAGGUUGAUGUGACAUCCAGGCGAGAGCGCAGCAUGCAACACAGUCACUCUGUGGUUAAUGUCUCAAAUCCUCAGCACAACACCGGGCGCCUGGCAGCAGAUAUUGCGGAGGACCAUUCACGAGACACUGACUCUCAUCUAGCUGCUUCUUGGGAGUCGGUCCAGAGCUCAGUAGCAGCUCAUGCAGGUGCAUGUGAUGGAAGAAAUGAUCAGGAGACCUCUUCCAAAGAGACGGAGGAUGUUGGUGCUGCUGCAGCCUCUACCUCUCAGGGGAAAGUGGAGGAAAUGGAGGCCUUCCUCCAGAGUAAAAAUGUGACCUGUGGCAUAUGCAUGGACAAGGUGUAUGAAAAGGCAGACCCAAGAAAUCAAAUUUUUGGAAUCUUGCCGAACUGCAAUCACUCCUUCUGUUUACACUGCAUCAGGACCUGGAGGAAAACAAAAGACCUCGGGCUGGAUGCCAUAAAGAGCUGCCCACAGUGCCGAGUGAGGUCUGCCUUUUAUGUGCCUAACAAGUACUGGGUCGAAGGACAAGCAAAAGAAAGCCUAAUUGCUGCCUUCAAAGAGAAAUUCAGUAAGAAAAGCUGCAGUUACUAUACACGAUACGGAUGCUGUCCCUUCAAAACAGAGUGCCUUUACCGGCACGAUAAAACCGCACGUUACAGGUCAUUUCCUUAUGUUCCAGAAGAUGAAGAUGAUGACGAUGGUGUAGAUCUGCUCAAUUUUUUCAUAGCCAUGACCCUUCUCAGCAGUGGGGACGAUGACGACAACGAUGAUGACUUUGACUUUCCUUUUUACCUCACUGAGGAGUACGAUUUCUAAGCUUUUUCAUUCUUUUUGGCAGGGCCUGAAACCUCUUUAAGGGGCGUUUCAUUAAAAUCAUCAGCCCCAGAAGAACACGUGGCUGUGAUUUGAUGUGCCUGUCCUCCUCGGAUCAGUAUUGAAACAACUUUUUUUUGAGUAGCCGUGCUCAAGAUCAGGGAUAUCAACCAUGCGCCGUGGAGGGCCCAGUGUGAGGUGUUCAUUAGUCAGACGACAGCAGGUAAUUUUACUAACAGCACUCCUUCAACCAGAGAGCAACUAAUCUGUGAAAUCACCUGCUCGUUGGAAAUGAGAACACGUACACUUGGCUCUCCACAGCACAUGGUUUGUUGGCCCUGCUCUAGAUUAAGAACCCCUGAUAUGACAAACCUUCAAUUUCUACCUCCUAAUUAUCUUGUACUUAAUCUGUGGUGGUCUUGUUGGGGUGUAUUUCCCACAUCCACAGUGCUUCAAACAUGUUGCAGAUUGGUAAUUUUCCCCGUAACCUUUCCCCUGUUUACUGCUGAACUUCUUGUGUAGUAGCAAUUUGCACCAUUUUGAUAUUUUAAAGUGUUGUGUGGAUGGUAUUUUUAAUUGUCUGAAGAUUAAAAAAAAAAGUGUACUGUACCCCUUCCUGCUGAUGUCCACUACUGAAGAUGCCUGCCUUAAGUGAUAGUCAUGACACCCUUUUCCUGUUGACAUGCACAGAAAACGUUUUUUAUUUCUUUUAAAACAAGUUGUACUCGUACACAGAAAAUAAAACAUUGCUUCUCACUGAAAA
Molecule: messenger RNA, 1960 nt
Organism: Thunnus maccoyii (southern bluefin tuna)
Lineage: Eukaryota; Metazoa; Chordata; Actinopteri; Scombriformes; Scombridae
Gene: mkrn4
Product: makorin, ring finger protein, 4
Exons: 8
Coding region: 28-1200 (390 amino acids)
Biological process (GO): protein polyubiquitination
Molecular function (GO): metal ion binding; ubiquitin protein ligase activity
Source: RefSeq, a predicted model, not a curated record